CAGAGCGCGGGAGGGAGAGUCCGGACUGGCUUGCGAGAGACAGCAGAGCAGAGCUGUGGAGGGAGCGAGCAAAGCGCCUUCCUUUUUGCCGACUGCGGGGAAAACACUUAAGCAGUUUUGACUUCAGUAUGGACCGAUAUGAAGAUAUAACUGAUUGUGAAGUGGAUCACUCUUUCUUUGAUAGUGAUUUUGAAGAAGAGGUGAAGAAAGACAAAGCGACAACAGAAAUAAAUAAAAUGGAAAGUUCUGGGCCUGCACAAAUAAAAGGUUCAGUUACAGAUGAUUGUCAUUUGAAGCAGGAAGCCAAAGUGGUGGAGGAUAACAGUAUUGAGGAAGAAAAGCAAGCUAAACAGGCAGAAUCUCAAAAGGAACUCAUAUUAGACGAUGGUGCUCAUAAUUCAAAUAAUGCUCUUUCUAUGUUAGCUUCUUUAAAUCUGGAGGAUCCAGUUGAUAGAAUCACAGCACAAAAUGAGCAAACCCUUCAUGAAAACAUUCCAGUGCAAAUUCCCUUAAAAGAGAAAGAAUGUGAAGAAAAUUACUACACAGAUGAAGAAGAUAGUAGUGAUGAUAGCAGAAAUCAGAGAGUUAGACAUAAGUUCUCUAAACAGCCUAAUGGUACAAAGGUUAAUAGGAAUGUUAAUUCUUCCUCCUCCUCUUCUCCAUCUUCUAGUUCUGAUACAGAUUAUUCAGACACAGGAUCUGAUGGUUGCCUGUCAGACUCAUCAUGUUCUUCAGAAAAGAAAAACAUAAGGUCACCACUUCUUUCAUCAGAACAACAGUUAAGCCAAGGAAAAAAGUCAGUGGAAGUAAAAUCAAAAUUGGGUGACCACGCAGAAGAGUCUGAAGAUACAGUUACUGAUGUAACUCCUCUGUCAACUCCAGAUAUCAGUCCCAUCCAAUCUUUUGAAGUGGCAGCACCCAAUGAUAAGAAAUUAAAGGUUAAAAGACAACAAAAUGUGAGCCAGGAGUUAUAUGAACCUGAGGUAGAUCACAAAUGUCUUCAAAAGGUACUACAUGAAGCUAUGGACUUGAAUAACCUUUUGAAAGCUGACUCAUCUAUCCAAGUCAUCUGUCACACAGACGCUUUUCUGCAGUUGGAGAAAAAGGAUCAACAAGAAUUGGCAUUGAAUCAGUCUUCUCUAGGAUCAAGGAAAAACUAUUCAUUCACAAAUGACGAAGUACGACAAAUUGAUCGAGAAAACCAAAGGCUCUUAAAAGAAUUGACAAAGCAUUCUGCAAAACCCAGAAACAAAAGUGCCUCCAUGAAGAAACCUUCAGGCUCAGCACCUAAAAUGUACCACAGUGCCAUCAACAGGCAAAAGGAACAGCAGAGGAUCGACAGAGAGAAUCUGGCUUUUUUGAAAAGACUUGAAGCAGUGAAACCAACAACUGGCAUGAAGCGCUCAGAACAGCUCACUGACUACCAGCGGCAGAUGGGCUACUUUCGCACUCCUGGAACUCCGAGGCGAGGAAAGUCUGCCUUGAAUCAUCAGAGUCCAUCUAGAGGUACAUCCCGAACUUCCAGUCAUAGUACAUCCAGUACUAUAAAUCGAAGGAGUGAAAAACCAGUUUUUGAUAAAUGGUGCACUGCAGCAGUUGAACCCCAGUAACAUUCAUGGCGCCUGGUUACAAAUAAUUUGUACUUUGCUAUCAGAUUUCUAAACUGAUGGUUUGGGGAUUACUGUAAUUCUGUGCAGGACUGUUGUAAUAUUGAAUAAUUAAAGGAUGCUGGAAAGUAGUAUUAACUAUAAAUGGAUAUAAUCUUGAUUCUUUUUUUCAUCUUUCUAAUAUGUGUUGGACAGUAUCUUUAUAGUCAGUAUUUCUUAAAACAAUACGUAUUAAAAAGUGGCACUAUUGCAAACCUUAUUUUCUCAAUGAAAUUGAGGUUUGAAAAGUAGGGAUAGGAUAGACCAGAAAUAAAAAUUCAUUUGUUUUUAAAUCUUAAAUUUUGAAUUUCUUACCAUGAAAUUUAAUGUAACUUUGUAUUGCAAACUUUUAAUUUAAUAAGAUCUAAUAAAAAUGUUAGAUAGAACAUAUAACACACAACUCGGCCUUGGUGCUGUCAGUUACAACAUGGAAAACAAACUCAAUCUUUUCAGAUCAGUUCUCCAAUUCUAGAAAUAUGGAUUUUAUAUAAGCAAUAGACAUCUAAAUAAAUGUAAAAAGUAUUGUCUAUUAUCUAGAACUCUACCUUGUAUUGUAAAGUGUUGACAAUUUUGGUCUGUGAUAUAUUUGCUCAAUUAUAUUUAUUAAAUUAUUCUCUAAAAUUUUGUUUCUUGAAGUAAAAAUGAACAGAAAACUUGUGGGUGUACUUCUUAAAUCUUGGCACUUUGGAAUCUUUCCAUAAACAUAUUUUUCUUCGUCAAAACUACAAAGUGUGAUUAAGUUAUGAAGGUAUACAAAUUGUACAUCUGUCCUUUAAAAAUUAAGUAAAAUAUUUAAUUGAAUUCAGCGUGCUGUUCUUUUCUGUAAUUUGAGUCAAAUAUUGUGAAUAGGUUUUAAAAAUGACCUUCUUUUAAUUGUAUUGUAAUAGCUGUCUGCUCCAGAAUAUUAUUUGGAUUUCCCAUCAUUCAUUGAUUUAAGAAAUAAUUUGUAGUUAAUUUCCUGUUUGAAUUCCAUCUGUAUUUAUCUUAAUAUUUCUAGGUUGUAAAAAGUUCUUGUCUAUCAUAAUUAUCUGUACAAUGUAACAGUAAACUUAAGCUUGUAUAUAAAUUACAUACAUGAACAAACAUUUGCAUUUUAAUGAACAUAAGUGUUACAUGAAGGGGCACCAAGACACUGCAAUCACAAUUAAAUGCAAGAAUUGAAGUAAUACAAAAGCAAAACUAUGGAGUUACACCUGAUUUUCUUUAUAAAAAGGGACAGUAUAAAGGGAGAAUGCAACAAUAUGUAAAAGCCAUUCAUUGCCCACAAUACGCUUGUCGUUUCAGUAUCUUUCCUAAUGAUUUCAAACGCCAUUUCUGCAUAUUGCGAUGAUUUUUUUUCCAAAAGUUGCUGUGGUGUUUGCACCCAUAAAUAAAGUACUAGAGUUCAUUUUAGGAUUUUAUCUGCAGUACCAUCCAGUUUUAUAUUUUAAGUACUUAUGGAAAAACAACCUCUUCAGAACACAAGGAAUUUAUAUCUAGUAAAUAUUCUAGUCAUUGGAAGACAUCAAAAAAUGGAUGUAAUACAUUUUAUGUGCUCACACGUUUUAUCAGUGAACAACUCAGUAAUGCAGAGGUACAAAACUCCAGAACUAUAUACAGCUUUUAAAAGAUUUUAGAUGGGACUGAAUUGCUUCUAAAAAUUAUCACUCUAUUGUAAUUUCUGAUAUGACAUAAUAGAGAAGUACUAAAUGCAUGAACAAUAGUUUUGUGUUUUUAACUGAAAAUGCAAUCAGAUUUAACAUCUAUGCAGCUCCCAACUGUAAAGGAUACUGCAAAACUCAAUGUAAACAGACAUUUCUAGAGGAAGAUGAAAAUUUUCAAAUACUUUAAUUAGGAGAUUAAUACUUUUUUUGCACAUUGAUUUUAUCAUAUCAGUUCUCUCACAUCCUCUCACUGUCAUGAAAUCUAUUCCUAGAAUACGUCCAAUUAUGACUCAAAACAUGAUAUCUAUAUUUCAAAAAACUCAUUAUAGUCAUAGUCCAUAAGGUUGAAGAUGGCUGUGAGGGGGGGAGCAAGAAAUAUCAGAAAAUAAACUUGUACCUUUAGACCUGCAAGAUUUUGUUAAUGUAGCCUUAACAAUAAAGUGUUCACUCAUGUAGUCGUGUUUUGUAUCUGGUUUACCUGGCUGGGCUGCAAGGCCCAAGGCCAGAAAUGACACAGUGAAUUCCAAUCGGGUUCAGUCCUUUAUCUACUUACACCUAAUGGACAGAAUCUUGCCAAACUCAAGCUAUCGCCUUCUAACCUACUAGAUAUAUCCUGAGAGAUUCUAGAUGUGGCUACCCUAAACCUCUCCCCCUCCCUCCCAAUCCAGCUCAGGAUUGCUCAAUCUCUUAAUCCAGACCUCUUUCUGGGAAAGCUCUGCAUUGCCAAAACUCCCCCAUUGCUUCUCUAGAUGCACAUUCCAUCACAAAGGCUAACAGAAAUAGACAACCAUGACUCAUUGGGUCAUCCUUUUGAUAUAUAAUAUAGGCUGGUGGCAUUAUCCCUCAUGACCCUCAGCAGAGCUCUGAUGAAGCAGACUCCUCCUCUUCCUCAAAUCAGCUGCUACUUUGCUAGGGGAAACAAAGGGAACCACAAAAUGCAAGGAAAACUACCCUCCCCAACCCUGCAUGUCCCCAAGGCCCCUUCAAGAAGGAAAAGGUUUCAUCCGUUGAUCACUGACCUUCCUUAGCCAGCUCUAUCUUGCCUGCAGGCAUCUAAGUCACCCCCUUAAUCUUCCCCUCACCACUCACUGCCAAUAAAAGAUUUCAAAUUUCGGCCUCGGUUUCAAAGUGGCCAAUCACUGGUUACCUGCCGGGCCUUGUUGCCAGCUGAUUGGAUGAAGGGAGAGUGUGGGGAUACAUUCCUCCCAUAUUAUCUUGUGCCAUGCAACCUUUGGGUUUCUGGGAAGUGUAAGGCAGCACUGAAGUGACAACUUUGCCAAAUUUCAAUCCCAUGGGAACAAUUCAUCCUCUGUUUUGAAUGAAUGCUGUAUGUUACUCUGAGGCAAAAUCUGUCAAGGCGUAGAUUUCAUAGUACUGUCACUGAAUGUCCUAGCAGCUCAAGCUGCUUUUUCUUUUUCCAACAAUUGCAAACAAAAUUAAAUGGAUGCUGUUACCAUAUGUUGAAGAUCAUACAAUACUAAACCGAAUAAGAAAACUGCAGGUGAGUUGCAUCUGACUAUACAAUAGUCCUCAACUUACAAACACAAUUCAGCCCAACAUUUCUGUUGCUAAGUAAGACAGUUGUUAAGUGAAUUUUACUUAGUUUUAUGACCUUUCUUGCCACAGAUAAGUGAAUCAUUGCAGUUGUUAAGGUAGUAACACGAUUGUUAAAUGAAUCUGGCUUCCACAUUGACUUUGCUUGUCAGAGGACCGCAAAAGGCGAUCACAUGACCUUGAGACGCUCCAACCAUAAUAAAUAUCAGUCACUUGCCAAGCAUUUCAAUUUUGAUCACAUGGCCAUGGAGAUACAAUGCUUAUGUGAAAAAUGGUCCUAAGCAACCUUUUUCAGUGCCGUCGUAACUUUGGUCACUAAAUAAACUGCUGUAAAUUAAGGACUUCCUGUACACAUUCAAUAGCAACCGUCCUUUUAGCACCCAUCCACAUGCAAGUUUAAAAGUAUGGUCGUUAUUGUAAUCAUUACUGAAUAUUUAGAGAUACUAAGGCCUGG
Molecule: messenger RNA, 5297 nt
Organism: Ahaetulla prasina
Lineage: Eukaryota; Metazoa; Chordata; Lepidosauria; Squamata; Colubridae
Gene: CFAP97
Product: cilia and flagella associated protein 97
Exons: 7
Coding region: 129-1610 (493 amino acids)
Biological process (GO): spermatogenesis
Source: RefSeq, a predicted model, not a curated record